Messenger RNA from Aspergillus mulundensis, 1044 nucleotides. RefSeq lists its product as uncharacterized. The transcript is spliced from 2 exons. Lineage: Eukaryota; Fungi; Ascomycota; Eurotiomycetes; Eurotiales; Aspergillaceae. Bases 1 to 1044 code for a protein of 347 amino acids. The record is from RefSeq and is a predicted model, not a curated record.
AUGAGCGUCACGACCGCCUCCCUCUCCGGGAAUUGGUAUUCCUUCACCAACGUCGGCCCCCUCACCACAACCUUCACCCCUGCGCCAACAUGCAGCUCCUCCAACCAGAUGCUCCUCGGCUACGUGACCACCAGCGCGAAUGUCGAGUUCGUUGCCGGCGCCGAAUUGCUCGUCCAAUGCACCUCGCCGCAUGCAUGGGGCGCGGAAUGCACGCCGUCCGGGACGCCGCUGCCCACCACCGCCCCGCCGGACGACUUUGACCUGUCCUACGAGGAGUACAUGGAGUCGCAAGACUCGCAGACGCUGUAUGGGGCUCCCAGCACUUACUUUUCGCCCGGCCUGUACUGUCCAAAGGGGUGGGAGACAAUUGGCGUGGCGGCCCGUGAUGCCAGGAGCGUGCUCACAUCGUCGGGGUUUUUAGUCCCGUCAACUAUAACUGCGGCCGUGACUACCAGUACGAGCACGAGCACAAGCACAGAAACAGACGAAAACUACGAUGGCCAUGUCUGGGAGGAGUACAUGAAUCCCGUCAUGGCGCUCAAGGAAGCUCUGCAGCCCAAGCAGACCUUAGCCGUGUGCUGCCCCAGCGGCAUGACCAUCGACUCCACGGGCUUCUGCUACUCGACCAUCCCAGACUACAAACCCAGCUCCGGCUGCGUGGUCGCCACGUACUACAGGUACAUGUACGAAACAACAACGUGGACGGACUCGCGCGGCAUCGUGUCCGAAUCGCACAUCGGCACUCCGACGGAUGUACUGAGCUCGAAGCUCACGUUGUCCACGAUCUUUGAUAGUACUGAGACACUGUACAGUGGUGUUAUGGGGGCGCAUGCUAUUACGUUGCUGCAUCAUGACUCGGAUCUUAGGGAUGCGGUGUCGGCAUCGGCGUCGGCGUCGGCUGCGAGUGCGAGUGAGGAGCCUACCGAUAAUGCUGCAGGUAGAACUAGAAUGGCGCGCGCUGCUUCGUGGGAAGGAGUCGGUGCCGUGGCUGGCAUUUGGGCUGGGGCGAUGCUGUUGGGUGCGCUGAUGGUUCUGCCAUGGUAG